Molecule: messenger RNA, 4017 nt
Organism: Chenopodium quinoa (quinoa)
Lineage: Eukaryota; Viridiplantae; Streptophyta; Magnoliopsida; Caryophyllales; Amaranthaceae
Product: protein FAR1-RELATED SEQUENCE 5-like
Exons: 4
Coding region: 1375-3603 (742 amino acids)
Biological process (GO): regulation of DNA-templated transcription
Source: RefSeq, a predicted model, not a curated record
UUUCUGUAAUUUAGGUCUAUAUAUAUUGCUUUCUGUAGGAAAUUUGCUAAUCCUUGUAAUGCAAAUCGGAGUGUUGUUAAGUGAGUGUGGUCACCUUGGUGCCGAUGUGUGCAAGGAGCUAGUGAGAAAGAGAUGUAGCACGCAAUAUUAGUGAGCCACGCAAGGUCGAGCUAGCAAGGGAGCUAUAGCUCGCUGCUAGCAAAGGCUUGCAGCAGGUCCGAGCUAUAGCUCGCAUGCGAGAGAGCUAGAGCUCGCUACCCAGAAAGCCUACGGCAGGGCCGAGUGAGAGCUCUCAUGCGAGAGAACUAUAGCUCGCUGCCCAGAAAGCCUAUGGCAGGGCCGAGCGAGAGCUCUCAUGCGAGAGAAUUAUAGCUCGGCCGUGGGUUUGGGCUUUGCGUGGAAAGCUUGCCUUGCUUUGUUUCUUUUUCUUUCUUCUCCUAUAAAUACUACUCCUUAACUCUUAUUUCAUACAUACGUUAUUUUCGUUAUUGAAAACCAAAAUACACAAACACAAACCUAGCCUUUGAGAUCUGAACAGUUCUCGAGUAAUUCCACUUUUCGGGUACACGAGUUACGGAGAGAGUUGUGUUAACAUUAGGGGGCGUGCGUCAUCAGGAAACCUGUACCGGUGGCGGCGUAUUUCGCUUCUAAUGCAAUAGAUUCCAUUUUGCGGCACAACUGUAUAUUUGAGAUCAUCAAUCAAGUAUUUUCUCGUUUAUCUUCUUUAUUUUAUUAUUGGAAUCGACAAGUAUUUUACCAACACUUUCCACUAAACAAAAUUAUAUAUAAAAAAUCCAAACCCAAAGUGUUUUAUCCAAAGAUAAAUACAUAAAUAAUAUAUUUAAUGCUUAUAUCCAUUUUUUGAAAAUGUGAAUUAAAUUGUUUAAACCUGUGAGGUGUAACAACCCUCCUUACCGAGUUUACAGAGUACCUUUUAACCACUAGAUAAAUGUGAGUCCGAAGUACGUAGUAAUAAUUAUUGUAACUUACUGCCUCAAAAGAUAUGAAGUAAUAAGUCAAAACUGAUAAGUACAAUAUGUUAUAAAAUGAAAAUUAUAAUCUUGCUUGUUUUUUUUAUUAUAUUUUUAAUGAAAAUUAGGUUACAAAAUGUGAACUGCUAUUCGUCGUUCGCAAAUUACAGGAUGACGCUCCCAUUUUUAUGUGUAUUGACUAUUUUGCCCUUGAUUGUUUUAAUUCCAUAUAAGGCUCCACCAUGACUCACUUUAGCUAGUAAAAAGUUUAAUAUUAUUCCCGACCCCCCACUUGUCUUUAAAAAAUCCCGACCCACCAAAAAACCCGAGACCACCAUUGUACGGUAAUUCCGACCAAUUUUUAAAAAAUCCCGAGUGUGGUAGUUGGGGCCCACUAUUCACGAUGAGCGACGACAACUUUAAUACGCCGGAGCAGUCGUCGGAAGAAUCUGAUUCGGAGGAUGAAGAAGGCGGUGACGGGGUGGAUUAUAGUGCAAAUUUCGUGACAGACAAGGUUUUUCGAACGUUUGAUGAAGCAGUUAGUUGGGCGGAUGCUGUUGCAAUAAAUCUGGGAUUUAUUUUGGUGAAAUCGUCUUUCAACAGACAGAGGGAUGGUCGACCAUAUCGAUAUUUAAGAUGUGAUCGGGGACGCAGGAGUAAGCCGAGAGAUCUUGAGAACGCAAUAAGGAAGGACACGAAAACCAAAGCCAAUGGUUGUCCUUUCUACAUCAAGAUAUCUUACAAUUUUGUUGACGACUGUUGGUUUAUCACGGCGAAAAAUGAUGUAACUGGGACCCACAACCAUCCAAUGAUUGCGUAUCCAGAGGGGCAUCGUAAAAUAAGCGGGUUAAGCCCGGAAGCGAAGCAGGUUGUGCGUAACAUGACCAAGUCUAAGGUAGCACCGCGUAACAUCAUGGCGACUAUUGCCGAGCAAUUUCCUCAGGAUCAUCCAAACAUCAGACACAUCUACAACUGCCGAAAUUACUUCAGAACCGAGAUGUCAGAUGGGAGAGGAGUUGUUCAGCAGUUUCUACAUUUGGCUAGACAGAGUCAGUAUGUGUACUGGGAAUUGUCUGAUGAUAAUGGCUUUUUACAGCACGCCUUCAUGGCGCAUCCAGCCAUGAUAGACAUCCUACGGACGUACUCGUAUGUGAUCGGUAUGGAUUCCACAUACAAGACCAACCGAUACGGAAUGCCGUUCUUUGAGAUAGUUGGUGUGACACCGACAAAUCAAAAUUUCCUCGUCGGUUACGUCUUCAUGCGCAACGAGUGCACGGCCAGCUAUCGAUGGGUUUUGCAGAGAUUGAGAGACUUGAUCGGGUUUGAUAAGGAACCGUCGGUUUUCUUGACUGAUCGUGAGCUGGGGCUAGUUGCGGCAUUGAGGGAAGUGUUUCCAGGGACCUCACACUUACUUUGUCGAUGGCAUAUUAACAAAGAUGUUGAGGCUCGUGUCACUGAUAUGUUCAAAAGCAAAAAGGUUGAUGCGACAUUCAAGAACAUGAGAUGGAAACGUGUGAUGAACGCUGCAACCGAGGAGGAUUAUGAGGCUGCUGUAGAGAUGAUGAAACUGAAAUGGGCAAGUUAUCCAAAGGUGAUAGAGUAUGUUGAGAGGACUUGGCUUUGUCAUAAAACGAAGUUUGUGACAUUUUGGACUAACCAAGUUCUUCAUUUUGGCAACACAAGCACAUGUAGAGUUGAGAGCCAGCAUUCGGCCGUCAAGAUGUGGUUUGAUUCUUCGACAGGUUCUUUGGAUACCGUAUGGGCCCGAGUUCAUUGUCACAUUGGUAAUCAGAUCAUCGCUAUUCGUAAUGAUUUGGAGGCAUCUAGGUCGAAGAUUGGUCAGAAGUACCGACAAUUGCCAUUGUCACGUAUUAACGGCAAGGUGUCUCAGCAUUGUUUGAAGAUUCUCGACAAGGAGACGAAAAGGAUGAGGGAUCUGAGUUAUCAGGAGUAUGAGCGUUGUGGAUGUGCAUUGCGGGUGACCCAUGGUUUGCCAUGUGCUUGUCAGAUACAUGAGUCUUUAGCUCGAGAAACGGGCUUGUAUAGUAGGCAAAUUCACCAGUUCUGGAAGACUUUGGUUAUCGACAAUGGUAAUGACGGAACAGCGUUCGGUAAUGACGCGACCAAGGACGCCACACAUUUUCGAAAUCUGAUGGACGAGGUACUUGGUAGUGACAAUGCUGUUCUACGAAAUGUGACACGCAUCAUUGAGGAAGAGCUACAUCCGGAUCAUGAUAACCUCCAAGAACCUCAUAUCAACCAUAGGGUGCGUGGUCGACAGAGGAACAACGAUACAAGACGUGAUCGGUCUUAUUUCGAACAUGUGAAUCGCCGAAACAGUCACUCUGGUCAACGACAAGGAGAAGAUGAAUCAGACAUCACCCAAAGCCGGUAUCGACACUUGAUUCCCGGACCGAUGUUGCCUUUCAUCACAUGGUGGAAAGAUGUCAUUGGCGAUGGUAACUGCGACUUUCGUUGUGUCGCCGAGUUCUUCUUUGGUGAUCAAGGCCGAUGGUAUGACGCUCGAGAAACAAUCGCUAACAAGGUCCUUGGUUAUCCAUCCCUAUACGAGAGGAUUUACGGGCUUGGAAGGCUUCAGAUAAAUGUGGAGCGUAUUCGAUGGGGCGGUUGAUGCUCGUCAUUGGAUGGUUUCAAUUCAAGAUUUAUUUCCCAUUGCUACUUGGUUCAACGAAAUGGUUAUUAUUCUCGGUGUAGGCACCGUACCAACGUGCUUGUACCCAUGUCUCACUAUCUUGCCGUUGCGGGCUCGAAGAAGAGUCACGGCACCACAACGGGAGUUUGUCAUCGCUACAGUUUAUGCGUCACAUUUUAUAUUGCUUGAACUUGCACCAGAUUCCCCACUUCCCCCUAUUGCAGGUUGGUGGACCGAGAACCACGAACCAAGUGUUGAAGGUUGGGAUCACCGUUAUGUAGCUAGAAGGAACAUGUGGGAUGCGUUAACUAGACAACAAACUUAUUGAUGUAACACGCAUGUAUGAUGAUUAGUUGUAGAAAUGUAAUUCGUAAAGAAAUUAACUUAACAAAA